GUUCUUCUUCUCUUGUUGUCUCUCUUCCCCUCAGAUGGCUCACAGGUUGCUGGUGCGUAGGUUUUGGACGCUCUCUUCCAAAGAUCUCCGCUGCCUCCCGGUCUCCUCUUCAGUCUCCUCUUCCUUCUCUACCUCCCUGCAGUCUUCCAGAGUCCCCGUCCUCUCUCGCUCCCGCUCCCUCCCUCGCUCCCUCGCCCUCGCCUCCCUCCGCCGGGCCGCCUCCUUCAACGUCCAGGACCACGACGACUUCGACGUCCGGGUCAUCAAGAGCGAGCUACCGGUGCUGGUGGACUUCCACGCACAGUGAGUA
Molecule: messenger RNA, 310 nt
Organism: Notothenia coriiceps (black rockcod)
Lineage: Eukaryota; Metazoa; Chordata; Actinopteri; Perciformes; Nototheniidae
Product: thioredoxin, mitochondrial-like
Exons: 1
Coding region: 35-307 (90 amino acids)
Source: RefSeq, a predicted model, not a curated record